This is a messenger RNA of Antechinus flavipes (yellow-footed antechinus), 3374 nucleotides long. RefSeq names its product AGBL carboxypeptidase 4 (gene AGBL4). Gene Ontology annotation, biological process: proteolysis. Lineage: Eukaryota; Metazoa; Chordata; Mammalia; Dasyuromorphia; Dasyuridae. Gene Ontology annotation, molecular function: metallocarboxypeptidase activity; zinc ion binding. The record is from RefSeq and is a predicted model, not a curated record.
ACGGAACUGCGCGGGGCGCGUGGGGCACGGCCGGGGGGCGCGUGAGGCGUGUCACGGAGAGGGAUCCGCGCGUGACGAGGUGCCGCGGGACGAGGCCGAGGGACAGCCAUCAUGGCGGAGCGGAGCCAGACCGCGUCCGAGGCAGGAAAUGACAAUGGAACAGAUGAAAUCAUCGCAGGGAACGUGAGCAAGUUUGCUGCUGUCCCUGUGGGCUACUACGGGUCUCCCAAGAAGGGCCACCUGAUCUUUGAUGCCUGCUUUGAGAGCGGGAAUCUUGGCCGCGUGGACCAUGUGUCUGAGUUUGAAUAUGACCUGUUCAUCAGGCAUACCUGCAACCCACGCUUCAGAGUCUGGUUCAACUUCACUGUGGAAAAUGUGAAAGAAUCCCAGAGGGUGAUUUUCAACAUCGUUAACUUCAGCAAGACCAAGAGUCUCUACAGAGAUGGGAUGACCCCGAUGGUGAAGUCCACCAGCCGCCCCAAAUGGCAACGGUUGCCCCCGAAAAACGUGUACUAUUACCGCUGCCCAGACCAUCGCAAGAACUACGUGAUGUCCUUUGCAUUCUGCUUCGACCGGGAAGAUGACAUUUAUCAGUUUGCAUAUUGUUACCCGUACACGUACACACGCUUCCAGCACUAUCUCGACAGCCUGCAGAAAAGAAACAUGGACUACUUCUUCCGGGAGCAGCUGGGACUGAGUGUGCAACAGCGGCAGCUCGACCUCCUGACCAUCACCAGCCCCGCGAACCUCCACGACGGAGCGGAGCAGAAGGUGGUUUUCAUUACGGGCCGAAUCCACCCCGGGGAGACCCCCUCCUCCUUUGUGUGCCAGGGGAUCAUUGACUUCCUUGUGAGCCAUCACCCGAUCGCCCGAGUCCUGCGGGACCACCUGGUCUUCAAGAUCGCGCCGAUGCUGAACCCGGACGGCGUCUACUUGGGAAAUUACAGGUGCUCCCUGAUGGGCUUUGACUUGAACCGCCACUGGCUGGACCCUUCCCCAUGGGCCCACCCGACUCUGUACGGGGUGAAACAGCUCAUUAUCCAGAUGCACAACGACCCGAAAACCAGCCUGGAGUUCUACAUUGACAUCCACGCGCACUCCACCAUGAUGAACGGCUUCAUGUACGGCAAUAUCUUUGAAGACGAGGAGCGCUUCCAGAGGCAGGCCAUCUUCCCCAAGCUCCUGUGCCAGAACGCAGAAGACUUCUCCUUCUCCAGCACCUCCUUCAACCGGGAUGCAGUGAAGGCGGGGACCGGCCGGCGCUUCCUGGGGGGCCUGCUGGACCACACCUCCUACUGCUACACCCUCGAGGUCUCUUUCUUCAGCUACAUCAUCGGGGGCACGGCCGCCACCGUGCCCUACACCGAGGAGGCCUACAUGAAGCUGGGGCGGAACGUGGCUCGGACCUUCAUGGACUACUAUCGCCUGAACCCCAUCGUGGAGAAAGUGUCCUACCCCGUGCCCAGGGUCAGGAAGGAAAAAUCACCUCCCUUCAAGUACUCACAUGUUCGGGCCCAGACCAGUUCCCACUCAGCCCUCAAAGGAGAUAAAAAGAGCUCUUUCAAUCACAAGGACCACUCACAAUCUUCAUAAAGCCCCGAGGAUGCUGGCAGGGGCCGGGAGAGGGCCCCCCUUGGAGCCAGCAGAGGCAAGAAUGCCUCAAAGGAGCGUCCGGAGGGAGAAGCUCCCCUUCAUUUCCCGCUUGAGGAGUUCUGAAAUGAUAAGUAGCCUGGAAAAAAGGGGGAGAAAUGGGAGGGGGAAGGACACAACAAUUCCUCUAUUGAUCCCAAUAUUGGCCAACCAAAAAGAGAGCUGCAUCCGGGCCCGAGGAAGGGCUGUGUGCACGUAUACUCUCACACGUGUAUGUGUGUGCUUAUAGACAUAUACACAUGUACUUAUAUGAACACACACACACACGUAUAUAUGCCAUAUAAGCAUACACUGAAAAAUAACGGGAUUACGGCCUCACUCAGACUUUAUACAAGCCAGAGUGCGGCCGGCCUUGGGACGGAUAUGGCGGCGGUUGACUUCUGACGUUCCCUUUCACUGAUGAUAAAUUGAAUGCAGCCCCUGAGCCCACUUGCUGCUAAGCCAGUAGAAUGCAGAUGAUAUUUUCUGUAGCCUCCCAGAGCUGCCCACAGAGACCCCACCCGAGGCUCCGGCCCUCCCUCCCCCUGAUUUCAGCUCUGUAGCCACGAAACGAUGGGUGGGCCCAGAGGUUCUGGUUCCCCCGCUCCUGUCUCAUCCCUACAGGUGAGAGCGGCCGACGCCCUUCUCAGAGCCCGCCGGCUGCCGCCCCUGCCUCCCCUCCCAGCUCCCCGGCCCAGCUAGUCUAGCGUGGCAAGAGAGGCUGGGCUGGGGCGUUCCCCUCCCCCAUCGGACACCCCCUUCCUUCCAGAGCUCCCCAAGUUGCCUAUGUUGCUAUGAAUUGUUAGUUUCUUCAGCAGAGAGAGCCGCUCCCGCGGCUGUUUCCUUCUGUGGGGGGAACCUUAGCAUGAAGCUCCCCCCCCAGCAGAUGCUUCCCUGGAAGCUGCCCCUGUGCCCCCCGGAAGCUGCCCCCGAGCCCCCUGGAAGCUGCCCCCGAACCCCUGGAAGCUCAUUUGGGAAGCCGGCUGCAGCCCCCGAGAUUGGGACGCUUCCCACAGGUCUCUCCCUCCGCUCCUCCAUCCCUGGAUAUCCUGAGAGCAGUGCCCAGCCUUACCCAGACGGGGCCUGGCAGCGGCGCCCACGCCCAUAACCCAUCGGUCACGUUUUGUGGCAGAUUCGGGCUCGGGGGAAGGGAUGGUUACCAGGAAAAGCUGGAGAAGAGGAGAAGGGCCAUCCUUCCCCCAGCUCCCUCCCGGGCCAUGUUUGAAGGAGAGCCAUGAAUGACAAUUUUAAAAAAUAAUCCGGAGCCCCCUCUCCAUCCUCCUUCCCAAGGUGGCAGGGGUUAAGUGGCGGCUGUUUUUUCUGCAAGGGAAAGUGCCUUAGUAUGAUGAAUGUGGCCUGAGCGGCUGCUGGCGGCUCCCUGUCUGGGUAAGCAGCGCGAUGAGUAAUUGUGACAGCCGAUAAUUAAAAUGACCUCACCGAGACACGGAUUAGGAGAAGUGCCAGGAGCGGGCGGGGGACGGGGACGGGCCUUUGAAUUCAUGCUGCAUCCGCGGACAGCUCCUGUUGGGCCCGCGCCCCUAGGUUUCUGUUGAAGAUGUUCAAAGUUAGUUCUAGAAAUGGAGAGAGAAAUGUCUUUUACGUGUUUUCCUCUUGCAUGAUGGUCUUUAAACAUUGAUGCCGAGAGUCCUAUGUUUAUGGGCUCAAAAACACCUGGCUGUGUGUACAACCCAUCUCAGGGGGGCCCUUGUCCUGGAGAAAGUAGAAAUAAAGUCAUUUGUGCACCA